Molecule: messenger RNA, 1251 nt
Organism: Parastagonospora nodorum SN15
Lineage: Eukaryota; Fungi; Ascomycota; Dothideomycetes; Pleosporales; Phaeosphaeriaceae
Exons: 2
Coding region: 1-1251 (416 amino acids)
Molecular function (GO): FAD binding
Source: RefSeq, a predicted model, not a curated record
AUGCACGUGCUAGUUAGUGGGGCUGGCAUCGCUGGGCCUACGUUGGCGUGGUUUCUUGCAAAAAGAGGAGCCUGCGUUACCGUCCUCGAAAAGGCGAAAGCCUUGUUUCCACAUGGACAAAGUGUGGACCUCCAAGGCAGCGCAGUCACGGUUGUCAAACGGAUGGGGCUCCUCGACGAAGUCCGAAAGCACAACACCAAGGAGACUGGAACACAAUUUAUCGACUCUAAAGGAACGCCUUUCGCUCCCUUUCCCAUAUUGGAAGGCUCAGGUGCCAGUUUGAGCUCCGAGUUUGAGAUACUUCGUGGAGACCUGGCGGCGAUUCUCUACAGAGCCACCAAAGACCUCCCGAACGUCGAAUACAAAUUCGAUUCCACAAUCAGAACUGUGGUGAAGAAUGACAAAAGUUCCGUCCAAGUCGAAUUGAGCGAUGGCUCGACGCAUGAGUAUGACAUACUAGUCGCGGCUGACGGCCAGUGGUCGAAGGUGCGAAAGCAGUGCUUCCCAUCUGAAGCCGUUCGAGCAAUACAUAAAGGAAUGUAUGCGGUAUACUUUACUGUACCGAGAAUCUCUAGCGACAACAAUAUGUGGAACAUAUAUGUAGCUCUCAGGUCAAGAAUUGUUGCCCUUCGGCCAGACUCUCAUGGAACGACUCGUGCCAUGUUCACUAUCAUGCCUAACGGCCCGAUACAAGAAAAGGAGUGGCGCGAAGCUGGUAGGCACGACAGGAAGACCCAACAAGAGCUGGUACGGAACGAGUUCGCGGACGCGGGAUGGCACUCGCAAAGACUCCUUGACGCAAUGAAUCAAGCGCCGGACUUUUAUUUCCACGUGAUCGAGCAGAUCAGAAUGUCGAACUGGUCCCACAGUCGUGUCAUUUGCCUUGGAGACGCUGCGUAUGCACCAACUCCGUUGACCGGUAUGGGCACGUCGCUGGCGAUUGUGGGAGCCUACAUGCUUGCCGGUGAAUUGGGCAAGCUCGGUGAAGACGAACAUCCUUCCAAAGCGUUCGACACUUAUGAGGACAAGUUUCGCCCCUACGUCGAAAAGUCGCAAGAAAUUUCGUCCUUCGUUCCAGCUGUUGCACAUCCCGGGACAGUGUGGAAAAGAUGGCUUCUCCAAUGCUUCGUAAGCGGAAUUUCGCGGAUGGUGAAUCUGCCUUGGGUACGGAGUAGACUUGGUGAUUCUACCAACGACGAGUACUUCCCAUUACCACACUAUUUCGAUAUCGAGGGUAUCGAAGUUGAGUGA